UUAGUAGAAAAACUACUUAUAGGUAGAGGAAAGGUACCAAUUAUGGAAUACGUUCCUAAUAUGGAAUACCGGAAUAUUUCUAAAACUAAGCACUACGAAUAUUCCAAACGCAUGUCAUGUUACCCCUCCCGCUACCAGCGCAGCGUUCGACGGGCAGUGCGUGCGGCGUUCGGCGGCACUAGACGCGAAAAAGCUGGCAAAGCUUGCAAAAUUACAUCGUCUCCCUAUAAAGCUCAAUUAGAAGUUAGCUUGUCAAAACAGCAGCACAAGCAGCAAAAACAAAGUAUUCCCGAGCCACAGCCAUCAACGAGCGGAUGUCAGAAAAACAAGCGAAAGAAGAAACCAGUGUUGGGGUCUGAAUCAUCUUCUGAUAAAGAUACCAUAUCUUUAUCUAGUGAAUGUAGUGACGAUAAACCCAUUGUUCUUCAACCUAACGAUCCAAAUGCUGAUGCUGAGUGCAUGUAUUGCUUUUCAGUGAAGACAAAAAGGGAGAAGAGUGGAUUCAGUGCAUUGCCUGUAGACAAUGGAGUCAUGUUGAGUGUUCCGGAGCAGAAUAUCCAGAUUUGA
Parnassius apollo (apollo) is the source of this 567-nucleotide messenger RNA. The record is from the annotation of a GenBank genome assembly. NCBI's taxonomy places the organism in Eukaryota, Metazoa, Arthropoda, Insecta, Lepidoptera, Papilionidae.